Spodoptera littoralis (African cotton leafworm) is the source of this 11769-nucleotide messenger RNA. NCBI's taxonomy places the organism in Eukaryota, Metazoa, Arthropoda, Insecta, Lepidoptera, Noctuidae. The record is from the annotation of a GenBank genome assembly.
UUAAUGAAUGAGACUUUUAAUUUUUCAAAUCAGUUUGUCGCGCGUAAUGAUAUCGACUUUUAUUUUUAUUUAACAGUUUCUGUAUAUUGUCGUAUACUAAAGUAUAUUCAGUAAAAUUAAAAGAAUAAUGUGUUAUAUCGGACCAUGACAGAAGUGACGAAAAUUUUAAUGUUCUGUUGUAAAUAAGAAAUCAUAGUUCACCAUGGUGUUCGAAUCGAUUGUGGUGGACGUGCUGAACAGAUUCCUGGGGAGCUACGUGGAGAACCUGAACAGGUCUCAGCUGAAGCUAGGAAUUUGGGGCGGCGACGUCGUGCUUGAAAAUCUUAUACUUAAACAGAAUGCCUUGGAAGAACUCAAUAUUCCUGUGCAGACAGUUUAUGGACACUUGGGAAAGCUGGUGCUUAAAAUUCCCUGGAAGAAUCUGUAUGGCGCAUCAGUGGAAGCAACAGUUGAACGUCUGUUUUUGAUUGUCAACCCUACUGCUGAAGUUAAGUAUGACCGUGAGAAGGAAGAGAAGAUCGAGCUGGCUGCCAAGCAGGCUGAACUGGCGAGGGUCGAAGAAGCCAAGAAGAGAGAGGCGCAAAAAGAUCAAAUUAAACUCGAUGAGACGUUUGUCGAGAAAUUGGCGACCCAAAUAAUAAAGAACGUGCAGCUGAAAAUCAAAGACAUACACAUACGAUACGAGGAUGGCAUUACGAAUCCUAAAGCGCCUUUCUCCUUUGGUAUCACUCUGCACAACUUGUCCGUCCAAACCACAGACGAAAACUGGCAGAAAGCACUCAUUACUGAUGCCGUUACCAAAAUUUUCAAGAUUCUAGACUUGGAAGGUCUAGCAAUUUAUUGGAACCCUGCCACAGAAGUGUAUUCCCGCUCGGAACCAAUGCAGAUAAAGGAUAGACUAUUGAAUGAGAUUGCGACAAAGUCGUCUAAGCCAGAAUUUUACCACUAUGCUCUGGGCCCAAUAAAUGCAACAGCAAAACUAAAACUGAACCCGAAGCCGGAAGGCGACACGCCUAAAUUUAGUUCGCCGAAAGUGAUCCUAAGUCUACACAUGGAGCAACUGUCAGUCAGCCUAACUAAAGCCCAGUACCAAGAUAUGAUGUUGCUGGCAGAUUCUAUGGACAGAAUGAACAAACAGGCCCCAUACAGAAAAUACCGUCCAGAUCUAAAUACAUAUAAACGCCACUACAAAGCAUGGUGGAAGUUUGCGUACACGUGUAUACUCGAAGAAGAGGUACGUAGACGACGCAGGAACUGGGAUUGGACGCAUAUGUUGGAACACAGACAGCUUUGCAAGGACUAUGCGACGGUCUACCAGUGUAAGCUGAGUAAUAAGGGCAAAGUCUCCUCAGAACAGCUAUGUGUUUUAGACAAGGCUGAGAAGCAUCUCGACCUCCUUAACCUCGUGGUGAUCAGACAGAAGAUUGAAAUGGAGGUUGAACGACUGGGUAAACUCGAAGAGGAAGCUAAGAAAAACAAAGGUUGGUUCAGUGGUUGGUGGUAUGGCAGUGGCUCUAAAGAAGACGAUUUGGCUGAAGGAACAGCUAUCAUGAAACAAUUCGAAAAAGCAAUGACGCCCGAAGAGAAAGAAAAAUUGUUCCGUGCAAUAGACUACCAAGAGAACUCGGCACCUUUACACUUGCCGGUCGAGUACGUAGCUGUAGAGAGCUAUUUCCAAUUGGAUCGGUUGCAGCUUAGAGUGACCGAUGAGGUCGAAGUGUUGAAGGCCUGUGUCGAUCAUGUUGAGGUUGAUAUGAAGCAGCGACCUAGUGCUAAUGCGUUGAGGGUGGAUGUCCAGAUGAAGUCUUUCAGUGUGACCGGGGUGCAGCAAGGCUCGUUUGAACCACAACUAGUCACCUCCAAGGAAGUUACAAACAAUGUCAAUUUGUUGAAUGUUGUCUUCGAAACGAAUCCUCUAGACGGUCUAUGCAACCAAAGAGUGAAAGUCUCCGCACGUCCUUUACAAAUAAUAUACGAUGCACAAACUGUCAUAGAAAUUGUGAAUGUUUUCAAACCAGAAACCGAAUCUUCUGCGUUGACAACGUUACAAGCUGUGGCAGAAAACAAACUGUCGGAUCUCAAAGAGAAGUCUGCAUUAGGUAUGCAGUAUGCUGUCCAUCACCACACAUUUAUAGACCUUGACAUUGAUAUCGCCGCUUCAUACAUUAUAGUUCCCAAAACUGGUAUCUACAAUGAGGGUGGUGCUUGUGUGGUAGUCAAACUCGGUGCCAUAAAAGUGAAGUCUGAGCCUCGUUCCCAGGCUUUAGAUGUUCACAAAUUGUACAAGGAGGGGUUGGCCGAUGAAGAUAUACUAAGAGAGAUAGCACGUCACAGCUAUGAUAAAAUGGCUCUUGAACUUACUAAAAUGCAGAUAGUUAUUGCACAUGCUGAUGAGGACUGGCAGUCGGCAAUAUCAUCGACAAACGAUGAAGGCACGCCCCUACAUUUACUUCAACCCACCAACUUAGUUAUACAGAUACAUAAGUGUCUGAUCACUGACGACCCGCGCUUGCCCAAGGUCAGGGUCAUAGGAGAGUUACAGAAGAUUGCCAUCAGUGUUUCCGAAGAUAGAUUAUUGGCAUUAUGCGAAAUAUUAGUAAGCAUGCCUCUACCAAAAUCAGAUGAAGCUACGCAACUAAAGAUAUUUUGCUACAAAUUUGCGUACACUAUGACUGGUUCUGUGAUAGAGCCAGCUUAUACAGUUAGAAGUGCUCACCCGAGCCAGGCGCUGGUGCAAAGUGAAUCGAAAGCGUCAAGUUUGUCGCUACUGAAAUAUUUGGAUCCUAUGGAGAAACAGAAGCGUGAGGCGGCUCGCGCUAAAGAGAAGAAGAAGAAAGAUGAGCAUACUGUGCAAAUGACUGAGGUUGAAGCUUUCUUUAUUAUGAAAGCGCUGUUAGAAAUGACCGCUGUACAGAAGACAUUUACACUAGAAACCAUAAUCCGUUUGGGAUCUGUGAAGUUACAGCAUCAUAGAGUUGGGUAUGGACUGUCAGUCUUAGAUAUCAUUGAGACACCCGAAGUCGUGAUAAAAGAUCAGUGUAUUGAAAAUGUUGCAAUCGAUAAAGUACACACACAGUAUCAGAAUCGAUACCUAUUCACUGUCACAUAUAGAAAUGUUGAUAAAAAGUGCCCAGAUUUUAGAGGCAUUUAUGGUUCCGUAGAACAAAUGAUUGAGUUGGAUUUCACUAAUUUGAGAGUUCUACUACACCUUGAAGGCUUGCGCGAGAUCCUUGUGAUCGUAAAUGAAUAUCAGACUCGAAUGCAAGCUAUUCAGAGUACAGUCGAUAGAACAGCUAAUGCUGGACCACUGGAAACAAUCAUGGAGGAUGAAGAGUUUGUCACAGCUAAGUCUAAAGCUAGUGUAACAAAGCCAUCACGUCAAAAGCAGGUGGAGAGCAUACAAAUGAAAGUCAACUGUAAGAUCGGGGCAAUAGAGAUAGUUUUCGCUACGGAAAAGCGUCCUUUAUCCGUGGUACAGUUGCAAGGUGCUGCGGCCGGCCUAGUACUUAAGGCGUCUUACACACAAGUUGAUUGUACCAUUGCAUCUAUUAAAGUAGAAGAUCUCAAUCCUGCGACUGUGCAUAAAGAGAUACUCAAAGUACUCGGCGGGGAUGUGAUGAAUGUACAAAUAGUGAUGUACAACUUGGACACCUUUCCAAGUGUCAGUGAUGUGAAUAUGUCGAUAGAUUGCCAGGUCAGCUGUUUGCGCAUUAUCUUCCUCAACUGGUUUGUCACCUCUAUGUUGGAAUUCCUGAACAACUUCCAAACAGCCCAACAGGCGAUUAUUGACGCAUCAUCACAAGCCGCAGACGCAGCAAGGGCAAACGUACAAAACGCUUACACAAAUUCAACAAAGUUAUCCCUUAAAGUACGCCUAGCUGCGCCUAUCAUUAUUGUGCCAGAAAACUCCAGGAGUAAUAACGCAAUGCUCAUAGAUUUGGGUGUGAUAACUAUAAACAACAAGUUCGUGGACCUGAAUGUCGUUGAUGUCAGCAACAAAGUAACAGUGGACGAGUUAACUCUUGAACUUGAAGAUAUGAAAGUGUCGUGUGUGAAGCUAGAAGAUAAUUACAAGGACGCUAUACAAGAAAGGAAGUUGCUGCGGCCGACCAGUUUCAAACUGUUCGUUAAACGUAGCCUUUCAAGCUGGUAUGAAUCAUUGCCAGACUUGGAUAUUUCAGGCAGGAUGAAAACCAUUGCCAUCACAGUAGGUCAUAGCGACUACAAGAGUAUUAUGAAAAUACUUAACCAAAAUCUGCAAGAAGGUGCAAAGGCCGAAGAUAAAGCCGCUGCAGGACUAGCUAAAACUGCGUCGAAGGCCACUGUGAGACCGAGUAAAACACAGUCCAAGUCUGUGGCUGCCGUUAUAUCGUCCAAGGAGAAUAUAGUAAAAAAGCCUAGAACUACUAUUAAGUUCUCUUUCACUAUGGACAGCUUCGUCAUAGAUCUACUUAAUACCAUUUCCACUGUACAAGACGGAGAAUAUUCAAUGUUCUCCCAAGACGUGGAUCUUGCGCGUUUCUGUAUGGCACUGCUCUCAGUGAAAGGCAGAAUGCUAUCAGAUGGUUCUAUGCAAACCUCUGUGUUACUUGUCGAUUGCACGCUCGAUGACACACGACCAGGCAGAGGGAGUAAGCUGACCAGAUACCUAGAAAGACGUCGGUCCCACAGAUCCGACUCUAUUACUGGUAACGACAGUGCGAUGGAGGCGCCUGACAAGAUACGCAGCAUGAUCGACGUUACCUACACAAUGAAGAAUAAUGAUACAUUCAUUGACAUGAGAAUCUUCAGUUUUGAUCUUAUAUUGGCGAUGGAUUUCCUGAAUAAGAUCGCGGAGUUUAUGACGACCGGAAUGGCGGACGAUGGACAGAAACCGAAAGAUGAGGCAGCAGCCCCGCGAAUGCCUGAUAAAUCUAUUGAUGUUGUAGCGAAGAGGAAAUCUACAGCAGUAUCGACUGCAGUAGCCGAACCACCAUUACUAUCAAUGAUGACAGUCAAUAUAAAGAUUGAACAACCAGAUAUUAUUCUCGUGGAAUCCCUAGAAAUGAAACAUUGUGAAGCUUUGGUGUUGAAUAUGGAGGCACGGUUCAAGCUGAGGCGCAGUGUGGAGCGUAUGGUGGCAGACGGAGGGAUAUCCGGACUACAGAUGGUGGUGCGGACGCUGGGCGCCGACGGGCGCGGCCUGCAGCCGCCGGCGGGCGCGGGCGCGGGCCCGCGGUACUUGCUGGCGCCCACGCACCUGUCGCUGGCACUGUCGCAGCCGCCCUGCAGCGGGAUGCACAUAGACCUCGCCAUCACUGACAUCAAGAUCACCGUGUCGCCUGAUAUCAUAGCCCUACUAAAUCGUGUGUUGGCGACUAUGACAAGCAGUGACGAAAAUAACCAAGUAGAAGAAAACCAGGCAAUAUUCUACGAUCAUCUGUGGGCCAUCCAACCUUUCAAUCCUAAUUCUUAUUGGUUCUUAAAAACAGAAAAAGCAGUGGAAGCAAUCGACGCUGAGGACGACGCAUAUGUAGAGAUGGACGCGAAUCCUCCAGUUGGGGAGAUUUGUUUGUUGUCCUGUCCAUCGAUCAUCACGUCCUUUGAAAUGGAGAUCGGUAAUGAGACUAUACCUGUGCUGGUCAUGCAAGCUUCUCUCACUGGACAAGUCAAAGAUUGGAGUUCGGAUUUCUACGCCGAGUCGACAUGGGCAAUGCAAGUGUCGUACUAUAACAUUCAACGCGCAGUAUGGGAGCCACUUAUAGAACCUGUGGAAGUGCUGAAAGAUUACCAAUAUAAACACGUGCCUUGGGAACUUAAAAUGGAGGUAGUGAUGCACGCACAAGAGGCGCCAACAAUAAUAGACACGACAGAUGAAGCUGUUAACUUGCAAGCUGUGGCCCAGAGACAAGCUCGUAAGACUGUCACCUUGUCCAGUAGUGAACCACUCGAGAUCACCAUUACUAGGACUGGCAUGGAGGUGUUGACUUUACUAGGAAACUCAUUUUCUGCCGCUGGGGAAACGUCUUCCGAGGGGACAACCACUUCAAAGUCCAAAGUUGAUCCAUUUACAAAGACCUUCCUCGGGGCCCCUUACGUUCUACACAACUGCACCGGUCUCACGGCUAAGUUGAUGUUGAAAGAAAACCACGACUUCACUGUUUGUCUUACUGAAGAAUAUGUUUCGUCGGACUACAGGGAAGUGGUUUUGGAACCGGGCGCUUGUGUGCCAUUGCAGCUUAAACAUGGCGGAUUGAAUUUGAUGAAACUGAACGAACCACCACCUCCACUCAAAUUAAGUGUUAAGAUUGUGGAAAUAGAAGACGAGGUCCAGAUCCCCGUAGACCGUGCAGACAAGCGUUACUUCCCUCUAGGUCGCAAGUUGUCAGGCAAUGCGAUCGAGAAGAAUGUUCCGCACGUGGCCGCCAUAGAGCCGCGCGGACUCAUCUCUGAUGUCGUCAUGCAGGACGCCGCGCUGCAUAUCUAUCUUAGAAGUGUUGUACAGGUUACAAACACAUUGUCAGUGAAUGUAUCAGUAUACUACAUGACACUGAGUGGUAACGAGGUGCGUCUGCUGGGCGAGGUGAAGCCGGGGGAAAUCAUACGACUACCACUGCAGGCAGUGCAUACUCCCACUGCUGAGCUAUUCUUUUCUGUUGAAGGUUUCACAGUAUCAGUAUCACCAUUCAUCUGGCGUGAACUGCAACAAGAAGUUAAUAUAUCCAGACUACUGCAGUGUGAUUCUAAAGAUAAGAAUAGUGGAGAGAAGUUCUAUAUAAAGGCGGUCGGCACAAUGGAGCAAGUAUUCUACGAGCACACAACCCGUCAUACAUUCGCGUCGUCUUGCUACGACAUUGUACUCAAACCUGCCGUCAAACUACAGAACUGUCUGCCAGUUGAGAUCGUAGUCUCACAACUUGGAUUGAAGAGAACUCAAGUGUUCCGUCCUGGAGAGAUGUUCCAUUUGUCUCAUUUAUCGCCGAAUAGAGCGUCUAUUGUUAUUAUGAUCCAAAACUAUCUCGACAAAUGUUGGGUAUGUACGAAAAAUCUUCCAGAAAGUGAUACUGAGCUGUCAGUAUGGUCGUUUGAAUCUCACGAUAGUCCAUCAGUAAUGACGUUAGACUUGGGUAUGCAUAGUGUGGAUUUGGAGGGCACACAAGUCUUGUCACUGUAUUGUCCUUUCUGGAUGCUCAACAAAACAGGAUUCACUUUAUGCUACAGGAAAUCAAAGAAACCAGAAAAAGACUCCAGCACUCCCAGCAAGAAUGUGGACGAAACUGGUAACGUGAUAUUCCAUCCUAAAGAAUAUAAGGAACCGAUACUAUUCUCAUUCCGUGCAAAGAAUUUCUUCGGCAAGAAGAAAGCUGCUAUUCGCGUUGAAUUUGGUGAAUGGUCCGAUAAGUUCUCGCUUGAUGUUCCUGGAAGCUCCGGUGUUGUGCUGUGCAAGCACGAGGGCAGAACGUAUCAGGUGGCAGUUACAAAUCAACUUACAUUCAACAGUUUGACUAAAAUGGUGAUAUUCACGCCAUAUUUCUUGAUCAUCAAUGAAGCGCCUUUUGAUAUCCAAUAUCAGGAGCUACAUAGAUCUGGUGACCCUUGGACUACGGUGGCACAAAACUCAAGCGCUCCGUUGUGGCCUGUUAUAGAAAAAGAAGACAAACUAUUAUUAUUGCGCGUCGCUUGCUCCCCAGUACAUGCUGCUCCAUUCUUAUACACCGAACAACAUUCAGUCUGCUUGAAGCUGGACAAUGAAUUUGGCGGUCUACACGUCGAAGUACAGCUGAGUGAAGGCGGCACUUACAUCACAGUGCGACAGUACCGCGACGGACACGCGCCUGCCUUACUCGUCAACUAUACACCGCACAAUAUCACUGUCUAUGAGAAGGAGAACGUUAAUGUUAAGUUUUUAAAAUCAAUGCAUAAGAUGUUGUACACAUGGGAUAACCCAGCUGGACCGCGCGUUCUAAUAUUUGAAAGUCACAAAAAGAGAGAGAUCGAAAACGACUUGAGGAAAGACGGUCUUGGACAUUUCAUGAUCAACGAUCACACCAAGAUACAUUGGGUCUCGUUCCUGGACGGAUUGCAGCGCGUGAUACUAUUCACAGACGACAUCAUUCUAGCCAGCAAUGCAUAUACUGUUGGUGAAGCGGAAUCCGUGGACACUGAACUAGUAUUGUCCAUGCAAGGCAUUGGACUGUCCUUGGUAAACGACCCGGAACAACUCGAAAUUGUCUACAUCAGUAUAUCCAAUUCUGGUAUAAUAUGGGAACAGUGCAAACCCGGUGCACGCCGUUACAAAAAGAUCGAAGGAACAAAAGUAUUGCAAUUAGAAGAGUGCUACCAAAGAUAUAUAUCUGAAAAGAUGGUCAACGACGAGCCUGUGGUUCCUCGUGUCUUUAUUGAUGAGAAAGUUGAGGUGGACUUCGAGGAGCUGCGCCAGCUGAAGCCGGCGGUGCGCAUACUGCGGCGCACGCUGCAGCCCGGCCUGUGGGCCUCGUACGGGCUCACGGCGCACUCGCGGCGCCUGCACGCGCGCCUGCACCGCCUGCAGAUCGACCAGCAACUGCCGCUGCCCACCUUCCCCGUCGUGCUCGCACCAGUGCCCCCGCCCCGCUCCAUCACCAACGAAGAUCCCAGCGGUAUGAAGCCGUUCAUUGAAGUGUCGAUAGUGGAACGAUUGAUGGAACACAGCAAAGUGCGGCAAUACAAGUACUAUAAGGUGUUGAUACAAGAGUUCCAUGUUAAGGUCGAUAUGGGACUCGUCAACGCUCUCAUGGGCAUGUUCCCUCAACGAUUGCUGAAUGAACAGGAAGCGCUGGACGCAUUCCAACUCGAUUUAGAGAAGGCAGGACAACCAUUAGAAGCGUUAGCUGCUAUAGGUGUGGCAUCAGAUCUCAAGAAUUUCUACGACAAUUUACAUUUGUCACCGCUCAAGGUUCAUGUUUCGUUCUCUCUCGGUGGAGCUACUCAACUGCCAACGUUCGUUGGCACAGUUCUCCAGAGCAUUGGCGUAACGUUGACAGAUAUGAACGAUGUAGUUUUCAAAUUGUCCUACUACGAAAGGAACUAUGAGUUCUUAUCUCAGAAGGAAAUGAUUGGUCAAGUUCAGAGCCAUUACACGGGACAAGCACUAAAACAACUGUAUGUGCUUGUGCUUGGACUCGAUGUAAUAGGCAACCCCUACGGAUUGGUCGUCGGCUUGAAGAAAGGUGUGGAGGAUCUCUUCUAUGAGCCAUUCCAGGGUGCUAUCCAAGGUCCAGGAGAAUUUGCCGAAGGUUUGUUCCUGGGAGUGAGGUCACUAGUGGGGCACACAGUGGGUGGCGCGGCCGGGGCAGUGUCUAGGAUUACGGGCGCCAUGGGACAUGGACUCGCUGCCUUGUCUCUCGAUAAGGACUACCAACGUCGUCGUCGCGACAAUAUUAACAAGCCACCUGCGAACCUUCAAGAAGGUCUAGCCAGAAGUGGUAAAGGACUCGUCAUGGGCGUGGUAGACGGCGUGACAGGGGUAUUCACGAAGCCCAUAGAGGGCGCUCGUGAGCAGGGAGUGGAAGGGUUCUUCCGGGGACUCGGCCGGGGCGCAGUGGGGCUUGUGGCCAGACCCACUGCCGGCGUUGUGGACUUCGCGUCCGGGUCACUCGAUGCCGUCAAGAGGAGAAUAUUUCGCUAUGACUGUAUGUUAACUGAAUGUCAGGGUGUAGUGGACGGAGUCCGCGGCGUGUUGAUACGUCCGAUACAAGGGGCGCACGAGGGCGGCGCGGGGGGGUUCGUGAAGGGUCUCGGCCGCGGCGCCGUGGGCCUCGUAGUGCGCCCCGUCGGCGGCGUCGUCGACUUCACCUCCGGACUACUCACAUCUGUUAAGAGAGCGGCGGAUUUGUCUGAGGAGGUGACCAAACGUCGCCCAGCGCGAUACAUGGCUCCUGACUCGGGAGUCAGGCCAUACUCCAGGCUGCAAGCUGAAGGAUACAAAAUGUUAUUCGAGUUGGAAAAGGGCAAAUACGUCAGCACUGAUAGAUAUGAAGCUCACGUGUGGGUGAUCCCUGGCAAGGAGGUGGUCAUGUGCACAGACAAACGGAUGUUAUACAUUGAGAAGAAUAAUGUGUUCGGCGGGUGGCAGAUUGUGUGGUCGUACCUAUGGGCUGAUCUUCCCGAAGUGCCAACAGCGGUGAACAAGGGCGUGUACAUCCCGACUGCGAAGAGGAAGGUGCUCGGAAUGUUCCCGACGUCGGGCUCCGGCAAGGUGAUAUUCCUCUACGACGAACAACAGAAGAAGUACUUGCUCGCGCAGUGCCAGCGCCUCAUGCAAUCACGUUGACAUGAGGCAGUAGAAAGAAUCUCGCCUACCGAGUGGCUGGCACAGUUCUUUCUACUUAUAUUUGAUUCUCGCACCGCAUUGCUUACUUUCGCCUAUCACUUUAACAUGCACCACCUCGGUCCGAAAGGCUUCCGCUAAUCUCUUCCUCUCCGCAGUGAGCAGUGCUUCAUAUGGACUAUAUAUUAUGUUUAGUGUAUCGAUGUUUUGAGAACCGUGUGCUUGCUAUAUUUUUUAUAAUACCUUUUUUACGUGAUGGUGUCAAUGCAAUUGAGUAUGCUGAGUACAAUUGUGGAAUUCAAUAUCAUGGUAAAGACAUUUUGUAUGUAGUUAGAGUUUUGAUUGAUUUUUACAUAUUUUUACCAGUUAGAUGUGCUAUGAGAGAGACAUUGUAAUUACUUUGGAAUAUCGUUGAACAGAAUGUUUAUGAACUUUGUGACAGCAACCCAGAUAUUCGUGAUUAUAUAAAUGCUUUUAGUACAAAUCAUUUGUACGACUUUCAAUAUAACUACGUUAUGUUAUAUUACCUUUUCCCUUUUUCUGCGACUUUAAAUAUUUUUAAAGUAUUUUCAAUUGUAUUUAAAUAUAUCACUAUGCAUUUACCUAUUUAAGAUUAAAUAUUCUGUAAGUUGUUACAAGAUUUCAGUCUUCCCUCAUGUACCUACUUAUUUAGACUUGUAUUAUUGAGUUUAUAUGCCGUUGAUAUUACAAUUUUUAAAGUUUAUACACAAAAAUAAAUUAACAUGUAAAAAAUCUCGAAUCAUUAACAUCUGUUGGAAAUACUCAGUUCGUCAACAUUUUGGUCAUAGACUUAAAAUGUUGAGGUUCUAUUGGUUAUGUUAUGAUAUACUUUUAUAGACUAUAUGUUACGUUAUUCGCAAUGUGUUGUUAUUGUAAGUUUAAUAUUACGGAGACAAAAUCAGUGAAGUAAGUGUAUUUAUUCUGUAUAUUAUUAUGUUUUCUUAUCGAAGCCUGAUAGUACAAACAUUCAAAAAGAGUCGAAUUUUUUAUACAUUGCAAUGUUUGUGAAUUAAUGGCAAAGCUAAGAGCCAGAAUGGCUUCAACUGCUGAGGCUUUCCAUACCAGUGCCUUAAGAUCGAUGUUUAGAACGCUGAUAUUUGUUUUUUUGCUCUAAAACUCUUUAUUAAUGAUUGCUUUAAGUUUUUAGUUACAUUGGAAAUAGUGUUUAUUUGAAAACUAAGUUAUGUUAGGUUGAGUGCACAAUUAUAUUUGCUUCGCCGUUGUGCGCUAGCAUUAUCAAUGGCUUCGAGAUGUAAAAUUUUCUUAAUUUUUUAAAUAUGUUUAUUUGUUGAAGCGUUUACGCGUAAUAGGUACGUUUAAUUAGAUCUAAAGUCAACUUUGUUAUUAUUGCCUGUUGCACAAUUUACUUAUUUGGAUUUCGUUUUGUCUUGUUCAAGCUUGUGUAAGAACAUUUUCAAUAUAAACAAUAUACAAUAAAAUGUGUUUUAUUCUAAUUGUAU